UGGGGAGGGCCCGGGAUUCCACUUCCCGGCAGGCAGUGCGGCCCGAGGGGCGGAACUCCAUUUCCCAGCAGGCUCCAGGCGGCGGGCGCCGCCGUGCCUGGUGUGGGAUGCCUAGGACCGCCGCCAUGGGGCUGAAGGCCGCCCAGAAGACACUGUUCCCGCUACGCACCAUUGAUGACGUGGUGCGCCUGUUCGCAGCCGAGCUAGGCCGAGAGGAGCCUGACCUGGUCCUCCUGUCCUUAGUACUGGGCUUCGUGGAGCAUUUCUUAGCCGUCAACCGCGUCAUCCCCACCAAUGUGCCCGAGCUCACCUUCCAGCCCAUCCCUGCGCCUGACCCACCUGGUGGCUUCACCUACUUCCCAGUGGCUGACUUAUCCAUCGUCGCUGCGCUCUAUGCCCGCUUCACCGCCCAGAUCCGAGGUGCUGUGGACCUGUCUCUGUACCCCCGAGAGGGGGGUGUCUCCAGCCGCGAGCUGGUGAAGAAGGUCUCGGAUGUCAUCUGGAACAGCCUCAGCCGCUCCUACUUCAAGGAUCGAGCCCACAUUCAGUCCCUCUUCAGCUUCAUCACAGGCACCAAACUGGACAGCUCUGGCGUGGCUUUUGCUGUGGUGGGGGCCUGCCAGGCCCUGGGUCUCCGGGAUGUCCACCUCGCCCUGUCUGAGGACCACGCCUGGGUUGUGUUUGGACCCAAUGGAGAGCAGACCGCUGAGGUCACCUGGCAUGGCAAGGGCAAUGAGGACCGGAGGGGCCAGACCGUCAAUGCGGGCGUGGCUGAGCGGAGCUGGCUGUACCUGAAAGGAUCAUACAUGCGCUGUGACCGCAAGAUGGAGGUGGCAUUCAUGGUGUGCGCCAUCAACCCUUCCAUUGACCUGCACACUGACUCCCUGGAGCUGCUGCAGCUGCAGCAGAAGCUGCUCUGGCUGCUCUAUGACCUGGGACAUCUGGAAAGGUACCCCAUGGCACUGGGAAACCUGGCAGAUCUGGAGGAGCUGGAGCCCACCCCUGGCCGGCCAGACCCACUCACUCUCUACCACAAGGGCAUUGCCUCGGCCAAGACUUACUACCGGGACGAGCACAUCUACCCCUACAUGUACCUGGCCGGCUACCACUGUCGCAACCGCAAUGUGCGCGAAGCCCUGCAGGCCUGGGCUGACACAGCCACUGUCAUCCAAGACUACAACUACUGCCGGGAAGACGAGGAGAUCUACAAGGAAUUCUUUGAAGUAGCCAAUGAUGUCAUCCCCAACCUGCUGAAGGAGGCAGCCAGCCUGCUGGAGGCUGGGGAGGAGCGGCCGGGGGAGCAGACCCAGGGCUCCCAGAGCCAGGGGUCCGCCCUGCAGGACCCAGAGUGCUUCGCCCAUCUGCUGCGUUUCUACGAUGGCAUCUGCAAGUGGGAAGAGGGCAGCCCCACGCCGGUGCUGCACGUGGGUUGGGCCACCUACCUCGUGCAGUCCCUAGGCCGCUUCGAAGGACAGGUGCGGCAGAAGGUGCGAAUAGUGAGCCGUGAGUCAGAGGCAGCUGAGGCCGAGGAGCCCUGGGGUGAGGAGGUCAGGGAAGGCCGGCGGCGCGGCCCCCGCCGGGAGUCUAAGCCUGAAGAGCCGCCGCUCAAGAGGCCAGCGCUGGACAAGGCCCUGGGGGAGCCGCCGCCCAAGAGGCCAGCGCUGGACAAGGGCCUGGGCGCCGGGCAGGGUGUGGUGCCAGGGCCCUCCCGGAAGCCCCCAGGGACUGUCCCAAGCACUGCCCGUGGUCCUGAAGGCGGCAGCACGGUCCCAGCGCCUGCGGCUGCCGCAUCGCCUCCACAAGAGGGUCCGGUGCUCACUUUCCAGAGCGAGAAGAUGAAGGGCAUGAAGGAGCUGCUGGUGGCCACCAAGAUCAACUCGAGCGCCAUCAAGCUGCAGCUCACCGCGCAAUCGCAAGUGCAGAUGAAGAAGCAGAAGGUGUCUACACCCAGCGACUACACUCUUUCCUUCCUUAAGCGGCAGCGUAAGGGCCUCUGAACUACCCUCGCACUCCUCAGUCCUCAUCAGGCUCCACCCCAGCACCCCCCUCCCCGGAAUAAAGGCUCUGGCCCGGUGUCAGACUCA
Molecule: messenger RNA, 2084 nt
Organism: Artibeus jamaicensis (Jamaican fruit-eating bat)
Lineage: Eukaryota; Metazoa; Chordata; Mammalia; Chiroptera; Phyllostomidae
Gene: MEN1
Product: menin 1
Exons: 10
Coding region: 108-1997 (629 amino acids)
Biological process (GO): negative regulation of cell cycle; regulation of transcription by RNA polymerase II; negative regulation of cell population proliferation
Cellular component (GO): nucleus; histone methyltransferase complex; chromatin
Molecular function (GO): Y-form DNA binding; transcription cis-regulatory region binding; chromatin binding
Source: RefSeq, a predicted model, not a curated record